AUGUUUGAAGGAGAGUGGACGAGAACAGAGGAAGAGGACGAGGAGGAGGAGGUGGACGAGAAGGAGGAGGACAAGAAGGAGGAGGACAAGAAGGAGGAGGACAAGAAGGAGGAGGACGAGAAGGAGGACGAGGAGGAGGAGGACGAGGACGAGGAGGAGGAGGAGGACGAGAAGGAGGAGGACGAGAAGGAGGAGGAGGACGAGAAGGAGGAGGACGAGAAGGAGGAGGAGGACGAGAAGGAGGAGGACGAGAAGGAGGAGGAGGCAAAAAAACAAGGUCAGUGGACUCGACAAGGGGAUUGUUACGAAAAAGAAUAA
Linnemannia hyalina is the source of this 318-nucleotide messenger RNA. The record is from the annotation of a GenBank genome assembly. Lineage: Eukaryota; Fungi; Mortierellomycota; Mortierellomycetes; Mortierellales; Mortierellaceae.